UACAAAAAUGCUGACACAGAUUUCCUGACAGGAUAUAGUCACAUGGGGAGGUGAAACUACUUCACAAACAAAGGGAUCGGAGAGGAAAGUAGAACUGCAGAGAGGUAGGGACGUCUCAUUUGUCAUAUUUCACAGAAGAUCUGUAGCUUUAAUUUAAGCAGAUACAUUUUGUAUUUUUACCUUACAAAAAUCCAACAUCCUUAAAUAUCUGCAAUGGCUUUUAGAGCAUUUACACACACACACGUCUAUGAAAAGCAAUCAGCCUCAAAAGAAAAGGACAAAUCCAGCAUCCAGUGCAUUGAGUGCUAUGACCGAAAUGUGUAUAUAGGGACCAAAGAGGCAACAGUCCUGCAUCUCAUCCUUCCCAGUGGCACAGAUAGAGACCCGAUUCCAGGCCAGAGCAAAAUUAGAGAGUGUAGGGUGAGAAAACUAGGCUCAAGCAACCAAGUUGCCCAACUGAGGGUAGUCCCACUUUUCAACCAUCUGCUGGUCCUGUGGGACCGGAGCGUUACUGCCCUCAACAUGUUCUCCUUAGAGCCUGUUCCCGCCCUCAAGAAGAUCCAGCAUGUGUAUUUGUUCGAGGUGUGCGACUCAUUGCUCGCAGCCCAGGCAGAAAGUGUGGAGAUGGUGACUUCCUCCAGCCGCAGGAAGGUGAUCCGGAUCCACGUGGUGGGAGUGGACAGGUGGGACGUUGUAAGAGAAAUCCCUCUGCUCCAGGACCCUGUGGCCUUGGCAGUGGAUGGUGCCUGUGUGUGUAUAGGUACCAGCGACAGGUAUCUCCUCUGUGAUAUUCGGACUGGGAGCAGCGAUGAGCUUUUUCCUCACAAUCACAGCAAACAGCGUGUCAUUGUAACCUCAAUGGGACGAGGGGAAUUUCUCCUGAACGGGCCUGAAUCUUUGGGCAUGUUUGUGAUGAAGACAGGGAUAUGCCAGCGCCCUCCCCUGCAGUGGCCUCAGGAGGUGCUGGCAGCCGGAGUAUGUUUCCCUUACAUCCUAACCCUGCAGCCCCAAGUGCUGUCUGUCUACAGCAUGAUAGAUCAGCAGUGCAAACAGACUGUGAGUCUCAGCGGAGCGAAGGGUCUGCUCUCCACAUCAGAUGGUGUGUUAGUGUUCACAGAGAGAGACAUUUUCAGCCUGCGUCUGGUGCCACUCAAAGAGCAGAUCGAGGCACUUGUAAGGCAUGAGAGGUUUGAGGAGGCCUUAUUGCUGCUGGAUGGAGUUCAAGGCCAUCGUCCACUUGACUCAUACAAGGAGCUGCAGAAGGCCAUCACUUGCCUCGCUGGAUUUGUUCAUUUUUACCAGGAGGGCUUUUCUGAGGCCAGGGAUCUAUUCAUUGCAGGUGAGCUGGACCCCAGAGAAAUCAUCCGCCUCUACCCUGACUUCCAGUCGUGUCUCAGCAACGAAUUUCAAUCCCAGCUUGAUCAACUGAACAAGGGCAGGGAUCUCCAGGCGCUUUGCCAAGAUGACAGGAACACAUUUCAUCAUUACCUGGCGUUCCUGGGAGAUUUCCUCAGAGCAGUCAGGGGGACGGAGCAAGGCUUGAAGUGCAGUAAGGAGGUGGACUGCACCCUCCUGAGGCUGUAUGUAGAACUGGGAGACGCUGAAAAUCUGCAGCAGCUUGUGGCAUUUCCCAAUGUGUGCAGGCUGGAUCACUGUGUUCCUGUUUUGGAGCAACACAGCAGAUAUUUUGCAUUAGGUUCCCUCUAUCAAAGCCAUGGAAAUCACAUUGAUGCAAUUAAGACUUGGGUGAAAAUUGCAGAUGGCCUCCACAAAGACCCGUCUUGCUCAGAUGUAUAUGGACAUAUAGUGUGGACCCUCAGUCAACUGCAAGACAGAGAUGCCGUGUGGAAAUUUGCAGACUGGACUCUUCAAAGAAACCAGGAGAUAGGGGUGCAGAUUUUCAACAAGCGUCAACCAGAUGAUCGGUUUGAGACACAAGAUGUCCUUGCUCUCGUGGAGAAGUACCCACUGGCGUUGCUUUUGUAUCUUGAGUUCUUAAUCCAUGACUUGAACAGUGAGGAGGAGAAACAUCACAACCGUCUGGCCCUGGCAUAUGUUACUCAGUCGCUGCGAGAGGAAGAGGAAUCAGAUUUGAGGAAGACCAGAGGGAAGUUGCAGCAGCUGCUAUGGGAAUCCAGAUUUUAUGACGUCUCCACUGUAUAUGGUGUGUGGGUGCACUUUGAUAAAAAAAAUCAUUACUGUAUUGUGACUAAAUCUUAUUGCAUUAUUCUCAUUGCAGAGAGAGUUGAGUCAGCAACCCUGAACAUAGAGAAAGCCAUUCUCCUCGGUAGGACCGGUGGACACUUUGAGGCACUGCAGGUGCUUGUUCACCAGGAGGGAAACCUCCAAGCUGCAGAGGCCUACUGCGGCAGGGCUGCCCAGGGCCGGGACACACAGUUCAGGCAGACGCUGCUGCUCACCCUGCUCCAAAUCUACCUGAGCUCCGAGGAUCACAGCAGCGCUGCCGUGGAUCUGCUCAACAACAACCCUCGGGUCCUUGCAGCAGAGAAGGUCAUCCAGCUCCUGCCUGAUUCCUGGUCUGUUCAACUGGUCUCCCAGUUCUUAGUUGGAUCCCUUAGAGAAACAUUCCACCAGAGGCGGAUGGCAGAGCUGCAAAAGGCUCUGUUACAGGCAGAGCUCACGCGGCACAAGGUCAUUUGGAUGCAGGCCUCAAAAACAAAGUUCAGACUGGAUAAGGGGCAGAAGUGUAAGGUUUGUCAGAGAGAGCUUGCAGAGCCACAGUUUGCCUGUAACCUCACUGGUGAGCUGAUGCACACAAGCUGUCCUGUUUUUUCCUCAUCAUAAAGACACCAACCGAUAAAGCAAAUUACUGUAUGUUUAUGCAAAUAUGUGCAUCUCUGCACUCUUAAGGAUCACAUGAAUUAAUAGCCAGAUAAGUAACUGCAUCCUACCCGAUAAUUUUUCUACUUUACACCGUUUCAUCUAUAGACAAACUGUACAAGGAUGCAAUUCAUGGGCCCAAGACUUAAUACUUUGUGUAAAUAACUGGUUUCAAGAUGAAAAAGAGCAAGCAGUGCACUUUUUCAGGGCGGCAUGUCUGAGCUAUUUCCUAGAGACAUUGUAGACAGCAAUAGCUAUAAAGUGGAGGACACUCGGGGGCAUAUAUUCACUGAUCAGACAGUGGUGUUUAACAUGGAAACCACCUGUGGUCAAUGUGAUGACCAAAAGGAAUUUCCCCAUCUUGCAUGGUUGUAUAUAUGGUUCAUGGUUUCCACUGACUGUGUGUAUUUGCCUGCGUAAAGCUGUAAAUAGAAAGUCAACAACUGAGAGGUUACACGUGAGAGACAUUUUUUAUUCAGCUUGCACAUUAAUAUACAUUUAUGACCCCCCCAAAAAACACAAUUACAGGUUUAAAAAUGAAAAGCAAACAGGUUGUCUUUGCAGUGUAUGGAACAUGAAAUCAGAAUACAUUUUUAGCAACGUCAGCCCUAUAUCAUUUAGGCAACGUAACAGACAUGUAGGCUACUCCAAAUAAUAACACAAACUCCAGUAUGUCCACAUGUACAGUAUGAAAAUACUAUAUCAUUAACCUCCUACGCCCUUUCCCUUAAAAAACACCUAAAAUAACAACCAAAAAUGAAUCAAACCCAUAUGCACAUGUAUGGUCUCCUUUAAAAAGGUAAGAUAAUAAUUAAUAUGAAUCCAUUGUAAGUCAACCUGUUUAUAUUACCACUCCAGAAUAAAUGGAGAUGCAAUAAAGGAAACAAAUGAGAUUUUUAUCCUCGCCUAUAUUUAAUCUUGAUUUUAAGACAAUAUCACCAUUAUAGCCAAGAUCCCGGGGGUAAUGAUUUAAUGUACUUCAUCUUAUUUGUUACUACAACCAGGACUGAAAAUUUAAUGAAAAUACACUAAAAUACAGCAUGGUCUCGACGUUUUGGCUCCGUUUUAAAAAAAAUCUCACAAAAACAUUGGAAUAAUAAUAAACACAAUGAAUGAUGAUCAGUAUUUAUAUACAACUGAAGAGUUCCACGAUAUACAGUAGAGAAAUCGAUAAAGGCAGGGGCUACGAUGCUCUAUGAGAUAUCCACAGAUGUGUCUAAGCAAGUUGAAUAGACUUAUAUAAAGCCAGACUUCCCACCAGUAAAAGUCAGUCCAACUUGACUAAGAUGGCUGCUGACAGACUGCUCCCUGAGGUUCACUGUGACUUCCAGUCAGACCAAGCUUUACUGUAGAUCCGUAAGUUACUCAAAUCUGCCGGAUUUGGUGAAUGUCAAUGUGACUGUAAAAUGUGAUGUGGACCCUGUGUGUUUCAAGUUGUGUGUUUAUGUGCUUUAGAAAGCGUGGGAUUUCUAGUUUCGUGCAACUUGAUAUUAAAAUACUUAGUAAUCAGAUGUAAAAUACACAGUUGAUUUAUGGAUUCUCAAAGUUGAAGAACCCAUGUUUUUAAAACAGUAUCGCAUGCAUAUUGACCAUCUUCUUCCACCGUGUCCUUUUGUAACGACACCACAGGGGUGAACAUAGCUCAGAUGACAUUAAAGAUGUAUUUGUCUAUUUUUGUUGUAAUUCAGUUAUUAAGGCUAUAACAGAGUAUUUUUUUAUCCUGAUCCUGCAAGUUGGGACAAAGGUUAAGGAGACGCCUUGAGGAGUUGGAACAGCAACAGUUGUGCAUUUGACUGGACUGCUUGCAAGUGUUGGGUGUUUUUGGGCCUGGGGUGAGUGAUUAAUUGCAGUGUAGAUAAAUAGUGAAUUGUGAGCAUGUUGGAGGAGAUUAUCUCUUUGUGAUGUCCUUGCUAAGAUUUCUUCCGUGUUUUUAUUCGUAUGAAGUUUUUGUGGGACUUUUUCAUUGUUCCCACUGAGAGUUGUGCACAUUUAAUCUUUCGUAGGGUGGGUGUUACAGCAUGCAGCCCUUUGUGAGUGUAACUAGGAUUUUUCAUUUGGAGUGUAUAUAUUUAACCUCUGACUCAUUUAAAUAAACAGACUCAUAUCCCAGAAAACCAAAGAAAACCACAUACCUAGCCUUUCUCUUUAUGUGGUUGCAUGAAAAAUUGCCACGUCCACUCUUCCAUAUCUUCUCCUUGUAAUUUUGAUAAUCUAUGCAUUUAAUGUUGAUCUAGGGUUAAAUCAUUGUAAGCACUCCUGGAUAAACAGCUGCAAUGUAAAAACGCAAAGCAUCAACUUAUUUGUGACUCUGAGAUGUGAAGGAGCCUCACGGUUUAUAUGGACUGACUAUAAGGGCUGCUGCUCUGUGAUUGGCUGAUCUUUGGGCCGUGCCUGAUGACCAGUGACCACUGGGUGGACCCGAAGCCAGGAUUAUGUCCUCUUCCUCCCUCUCAUGGACAUCCUCAGGGAGCAUUAAUGUUGUUUGGUACAUUUGCGGUUAUGCUGUGCCUCAAACAUGUUUUUCUCAUCUUUGAUGUUGACCAACAACCAUAAGCAAUCAAAGGGUAAAAAUAUACAGGCAUAAGUACAAACACACCUUAUUCUACCUAAAUCAAGAAACCAAUUUGCUGCAUUUAAAUGAUAUGUAAUAUUUACUUUUCUUACUUGAUGCACUUAGAUCCCUCUCUCAUAUAAGAAGUUCAUAUCUGUAGCUCAUGUUCAUGUGAAUGUAAAACUCUUGCAAUCUGGAGUUCAGUACAUGAAUAGGUGGGGGCUCUGGGGCCCUGCAGGGUGCUCUAGGUCACUGCAGGUUGCUCUGGGGUUACACAUGAGAGAAAGUGGAUUGGAUGCACUAAAGAACAGUUAUGAAAUAAGGUAUGGUGGGUUAUCCAGACAUUGGUCUAUUAUAAAUAUCCAUGCCGCCACAGAGGGAAAACAAGAACAUUUCCUUCUUGUGCUUUUCUAAAUUUAAGACAAAAUGUCGACUGUCUGGACUGUAGGAUAUAAUUGUUUACAUGCUAACAUAGUUUUGUUUUAUAUGGACUAGGAAAGUAAUGGUGAGAUGCAUAGGACCUUUUUGCCUGUAGAACACGGUUCAUCCUUAUGCUCUGUGUGGGGUCCUGGAGACCCCAAAAACGUGAAAGAAAAUCAUAUUUAACAUUGUUUUAUUGGUUUUGUAGUUCAUGGCUAUUCCUAAUUUUAUGAAAAUUACUUAUGAACAUGAUUUUUAACUGAUGCAUUACUUCUGUUCCAGCUGUACAACUUUGUUAAAUACGUAUCUCUAUAUCUGCGACUGCAUGGUGCUGACAGUAUUUUUAAUGCAACUUUAGCCUCCUAAAUCCCAAAUAAGUCCACUUUGACUUCUAUAUUGGAAUUUGUUUGAAUAGUUUAAUAGUUUGAGGCCUAAAUGGGACUUAGAACUCUUUAGGGUCUUAUUGUCCUUAAAUGACAUCACUGUGAAGAAUGACACACUGUACAUUUAUUUGUCAAUAAACUUCUCUUUGGCGAACAAAAAUCAUAAAUAUUUGUGCAUCUAAUCCCACAUUACAUAUAAAAGAAUAUAU
Molecule: messenger RNA, 6404 nt
Organism: Anarrhichthys ocellatus (wolf-eel)
Lineage: Eukaryota; Metazoa; Chordata; Actinopteri; Perciformes; Anarhichadidae
Product: transforming growth factor-beta receptor-associated protein 1
Exons: 10
Coding region: 214-2805 (863 amino acids)
Biological process (GO): intracellular protein transport; autophagy; vesicle-mediated transport
Cellular component (GO): membrane; cytoplasm
Source: RefSeq, a predicted model, not a curated record